Molecule: messenger RNA, 6015 nt
Organism: Fusarium oxysporum Fo47
Lineage: Eukaryota; Fungi; Ascomycota; Sordariomycetes; Hypocreales; Nectriaceae
Exons: 11
Coding region: 1-6015 (2004 amino acids)
Biological process (GO): calcium ion transmembrane transport; intracellular calcium ion homeostasis; protein phosphorylation
Cellular component (GO): fungal-type vacuole membrane
Molecular function (GO): ATP binding; protein serine/threonine kinase activity; calcium:proton antiporter activity
Source: RefSeq, a predicted model, not a curated record
AUGUCGUCGGCUGCCUUACAGACGGCCCCCCAUCAACACACCGCUCUGGCCUCGUCCCCCUUGAGCACACCGUCGUCCCGCCAGUACAGGCCCUCGCACUCAUCCCCUAACGGUAACGGCCAGGCGUACAAUGCCCAGCAGACCUCGACCGCUUCUUCAUCUUCGCGGCGACCUCCUUCACGAAAAACGAACGACAGCGCUCCCUCACCUUCUUAUCAUCUAGCUCCCGGCUUCGGUUCACCCGUCACCGCCUCAGCGCCUAACGACCAAGAACCUUCAGCCUCUGCCUCCGACUGGCAAGGCAACAUGCCUCCCGUCGCUCCCCCAAGGACCUCGUCCAACCACCAAAGUGGUAGCUCGCGGAGGUCUCAGUAUUCUAACGAAAAGUCUACCAAUUCUCCCCGUCGAAACGAAUCCACUCGAACUGGUUCGCGUGGUGAUUCAGCGGCUGCCGAGAACGGUCACCGAAGCAGCAAGGCUGACGCUGCUGCCCGAGCCAGUAGCCGAGACGGCAGGGCCGCAACUACUUCCAUGCCAGUCCGAUCCGCACAUAGCACGCCCUCGAAACCCGUCCACGAUGCCACUGACAGCUUGACGAAAGCAAUUGCAGCUGCUCAAGAUACCAUCGACCGGGAUCGCAAUCAUGCUGCAGCCCAGCAUAGCGUCGAAGAUGCCGCAGCGCCGCCUCCUGUUGUCGCGACGGGUGAUCACCAUGAGGAACGACGAGGACAGCGAAGCCGACACGAUCAUAGCCGAAGCCACAAGGGCAAUACCAAGUUCGGCGAUUUUAUUCUGGGCAAUACUAUCGGCGAAGGUGAAUUUGGCAAAGUGAAACUGGGUUGGAAGCAGGAUAGUAGCGUCCAGGUUGCUAUCAAGCUCAUCAAGAGAGACAGUGUGGGUAGCAACCCCUCUCGUUUUGCCAAGAUUUACCGCGAAGUUGCCAUCCUUCGCGGAGUCCAACAUCCUAAUAUUGUGCGUCUAAUCGACAAGGUCGAGACAGACCGACACAUUGGUAUCAUCCUCGAGUACGCGUCGGGUGGUGAACUUUUUGACUACAUCCUUAACCACCGUUAUCUAAAGGACAACGCGGCUCGUCGCUUGUUUGCCCAGCUCGUGUCUGGUGUUGGAUAUCUCCAUAAGAAGGGAAUCGUACAUCGGGAUCUGAAACUGGAAAACCUGCUUCUCGAUCGAAACCGCAACAUUAUCAUUACCGACUUCGGCUUCGCCAACACCUUUGACCCCAAUGAGGAAUUGAGCAAGGAGGAAGAGCUUAAUCUCACAGAUAAGGAAUUUGUGAAGCGAAUGGGCUUAGACCGGGUCAAGAUGAAUGGCUCUAGGAAGGGUGACCUCAUGCAGACAAGUUGUGGUAGUCCUUGUUAUGCUGCGCCCGAACUGGUUGUUAGCGAUUCUCUUUAUACUGGACGUAAGGUGGAUGUCUGGAGUUGUGGUGUCAUUCUGUAUGCCAUGCUCGCCGGUUACCUCCCCUUCGAUGACGACCCCGCCAACCCCGAAGGCGACAACAUCAACCUUUUAUACAAGUAUAUCGUGACAACACCUCUGACCUUCCCUGAAUACGUCACACCUCACGCUCGAGACCUGCUCCGCCGCAUUCUCGUGCCUAAUCCCCGUAAGAGAGCGGAUCUAUUCGAAGUUGCUCGGCACAGCUGGCUGAGUGAAUACGCGAACCUCGUUGAAUUCAUCACAAGCUCGACAACGUUACCGUCAGAAGUCCCCGAUUCGGGCGUGUCACCAGACGAUUACGCCGAGGCCCCGACGAUUGCCCGAAGCUCUUCUGUCCGCGAAGCUUCGAAGCAAAAACAAUCUCAUCCUCCUGUUGUUGGAGGACUGGCGAAGACUCAUGGCAGUGUUGAUCCCGAAUCUGAGACUACUCAUCGCAGCACACCGAAGGAUGCAAAGCGAAGAACAGUCCAGGUUGAAUACGUGGCCCCUACGACGAAAACUCAGCGCGGUGCAGAUGCCGCGCCUUCAAAACCUAGUUCCCAUUCCCUGCCACAGCAGGUACCAGUGGAUGUGCCUGAAGCCAAUACUGAGAAGCCUCUUCCGCGUGAACCUCCUAUGACAAAGGACAACCCUUCUCGUACCCAGUCGAGACGCCCACAGAGCUCGCACAAGAGCGCUGUCCCCCACAGGCCAGCUCGCGAUACCCGCGCCACUUCCGACAAUGCCUUUAUGACUGGGCCAACCAACACAGCAAGGCCAAGGACCCAAGGCUCAAUGCAAUCUUCUGCAUCAAUGGGUUUGCAGUCUCAUGGGAACUAUGGCCAGCCUGCACCUCCCACUAUUGCCGACACAAACGCUCACGGUCGAAUUCAACAACCUCAGAACCCUGAGGAUGAGGAGAACAUCGCCAAGACUGUGGGUAGUGUUCCUCCCAAGGUGAUGAAGAUGUCAACUUUCCAGAAUGAGACAAAGUCGACAGGCAGAGGUCACAAAAGGUCAAACACCCUGGGUGAUCUUGGUAACAAGAUCAUGGGCCGCAGCGGGUCUAUCUUUGGGGGACGAUCUAAGAAGCGACCGGAGCAGCAGCAGCAGCCUGAUAAAUCAAGGAAGUAUCCUCCCGUCAGUAUGCCCACCACCAUGAUGCCAGGUGAGGAAGCUGGUCCCAGGCCCUCCAUGGAAUCAAAGGCCUCCCGACGAUCAUUCUCUCUCGGCCUUGGAAAGAAGCGUAGUGGCAGUGUUCAAGGUUCUAGUGAUAAGAAGGACCGUCGGUUCUCACUGGUCAAGGCGAUGGGACUUGGCAAGGACCAGGGAAGUGUAACUGGAUCUGAGGCGGAUUCACAACAGGAUUUGCCCAUCCAACAUCCUCGAGCUGAGCAGCUCCGUGGCUACAGCGCUCACGAGGAGGCUCGACACAGCGAACCCUACUUCGACGCCCCCUACGAACAAUACCCUCAACGGGAUACAGCACAGUCUAGCCCUGUGUACCACACACGCCAUGCGAACGCUCAACAACAGGAUGGCCGAAGACCCACCGCAAUCCCUACAUACAUACAAGGUAGUCAUCUGAACACAGGCUCGGACUCAUCAGUGGAUGUGCGACGACCUCCCACUGAUUCAAGGUCUCGCCCAUACCAAGCGGAUUUCUCAGAGUCUGAAGGUUAUGAUGGACGACCAGUCGGAAGCAGUCGUGACGACCGAUCAAGUGUGCUUCAGAAGAGCCACAAGAAGUUUGCGGAUGCGUACGAUGGGGAGAAUUACCGUGGGCACGAAGGAAGCAGCGGAGCCGCCAAGCGGGUGAUGGAUUUCUUCAGGAGACGCGGAAAGGCAAGGGGUGGCGAGGACCGUAAUGAGGGACGAACACCAAGGGCUCUCGACGAUGCCCGUACGCAACUUGGAGACCGCCUAGGGUUGGUCCUCUCCAUAAUGCAUGCACAUACCUACACAUACUCACAUCACAUCAUGGCGCAAGGGGAUACGAGAUUGAGACUGGCUGGUGCGGUAGACGGGGAACAAAGAUGUGGGCUGGAUGACCCAAUGUUUCUGUACAUUCUGAAUCGCCGAAGAAGAAGGAAGAUGAGAAGAGAAGAGAAGAGAAGAGAAGAGAAGAGAAGAGAAGAGAAGAGGGAGGGACGGAAAGUGUUUUAUUUUAUUUGUCUGUUCGUAUACAACGCAUCUCAGCCAGUGGGCUGGAUUACGUGGAUUGUAUUGCGUUACCAGGGGCGGAGCCCACGAAGCGUGUCCGACGGCGUAUUGACCAAUUCACAAUUCGGCUCCGACUCUAGUUACACCCGAGUGGUAUCCCCGUGCGAUACGUUGCGUCACUUGGUGGGAUGGACUUAUGGCAGUCGCUCUGGUGCACAACCCGCAGCGCCCACUGCUCAGGGCUUGAAUGAGCACAGCAACCCUGAACACAAAGAGUUCAACGAAAAACAGAAUGGCAGCUCUGGCUCUGUCAACGGCGGUGACCGUCAAGGUCCCAGCCGAAACAACUCCUCUCUUCUCAAGGCUCUCUCUGCUGGCGAUGUCCCAUCUCACACAUCAUCUCAGGCUGCACGGCCGGGGUCUGUCAUAGAGACUCCCAACAAGGCCGAGGAGCCGUCACAAGAGAACCCCAAUCCAACCAGCAAAAUGAACAGAUUCUUCGCUGAAGUUAAGCGAAGUGUCAAAAUUUCUAUCUUCCACAGCUGGCUCAACAUCCUCCUCAUCUUCGUCCCUGUUGGCAUUGCAGUAUCCCAGGUAGAUGGCAUCAAUGGAGGUAUUGUUUUUGGUCUCAAUGCAGUUGCCAUUAUUCCUCUUGCUGGUCUCUUAGCUUAUGCUACCGAGUCUGUUGCCCGAAAGAUGGGUGAUGCUCUCGGCGCGUUGCUGAAUGUCACUUUUGGCAACGCCGUGGAACUCAUUAUCUUCAUCUAUGCCUUAACGAAAGACAAAAUUCGCAUUGUCCAGGCAUCUCUAUUAGGUUCAAUCUUAGCGAAUUUAUUGCUUAUCUUAGGUAUGAGCAUGCUUCUUGGUGGUUUGCGCUUCAGAGAGCAAGUCUAUAACAGUACUGUCACUCAAAUGAGUGCUUGUUUGCUCAGUUUGAGUGUUAUCAGUCUUGUUCUGCCGACAGCCUUUCAUGCUUCCUUCCGAGAUAAUGAUCUCGCUGACCGGCAAUCCCUCAAAAUCAGCCGUGGAACGAGCAUCGUCCUUCUGCUUGUAUACGUCAUCUAUCUCAUGUUCCAGCUGAAAUCUCAUGCUUACAUGUAUGAGUCGACUCCUCAGCAUAUCAUUGAUGCUGAGUUGGCCCCUGGACCCGCUGCCGGCCUUCUGGAUUCUUCCAGCUCUGACGACAGCUCAUCCUCAAGUUCCGAUUCAUCUGACUCUGACUCAUCUCAUGGUACAAUGCGAAAGAAAAUGAAAAAGGUUCUGCGAAAUAGGCGGCAUAGGAGAUCUAGCACUGCUUCAGUUGAUACCGCUGAUACCAAAGGAACCCGCAGUGCCUCGUUCACAACGACAAACACCACCCCACAGGAUGAGGUCUCUGAGGCAACAGCUUCGCGUCAUCGUUUUCCUCGCUUCCCAUCUUACGAGGGUAGUGAGAGUGCCAUUGAAGAAGAGGAUGAAGAAGAGGCAAAGCGUUCACGUCGACGCCGUCGAUAUCGCCGACACAGGCACCGCAAGAGCAAAAAGCAAGCUCGUGAUGCCAAGAAGGCCGCAGGCGUUACUGAGGCACAGAAUGAGCUGCCCGAAAAUGCUCCGCAGGACAAUAGCGAAUGUGAACCUCGACGUGUGGACUUCGCCGUUCAGGAUGACCUUGAGGCUGGCCCCUCAAACACUGGCAAACGGCCAUUCCCCCUGCGAGGAUUGUCUGUCAAAAACAUCGCCCCCGUUUUCACUGAAAAGUCGACGGUGGCAUCUACCCCUGUCCCUCACGUUCGCUAUGGAAUCAGACGUACAAAUUCUCUCCCGGACCGUCUCCAGUUUCGAGCUCCAGGCGCCAUGUUGCUCUCUUCUGUUCCUCCAAUCUUGACUGCCCCUGGUGCUCAAAUGAUCGCCAAGGAACAGGAGAACGAAGAAGACCACCUCACCCAGAGCGGUGCCAUCAUUCUUCUCCUCAUCUCCACAGCUUUGGUUGCAGUUUGCGCUGAAUUUCUGGUUGAUUCUAUUAAAGAGGUCGUUGAGACUUCUGGUGUCAACGAGGUCGGAAUUGGUCUCAUCAUUCUCCCUAUUGUUGGCAACGCCGCUGAACAUGUCACCGCCAUCAAGGUCGCAUACAAAAACCACAUGGAUCUCGCGAUCGGUGUCGCUGUAGGUAGCUCCAUUCAAAUUGCUCUACUCCUUACUCCCGUCAUGGUUAUUCUCGGAUGGAUCAUGGACAAAGACAUGUCUCUUUACUUUACACUAUUUGAGACUGUCUGUCUGUUCGUUUCGGCGUUUAUUGUCAACUUCCUCGUCCUGGACGGAAGAAGCAAUUACCUUGAAGGUGCUCUGCUCUGUGCGGUGUACAUCAUCAUUGCUGUUGUAGCCUUCUUCUAUCCCAAUGAACAGCAAGCCAGCGAGUGGGGUGGAGGUAGUUAG